AUGGUGACGCACGUGCCGAUUGAUUCCAUUAGUGUGAAGUGUGAACGGUCGUUGGGUUGCGAUAAAUUUCAGCGCCCAACAGCGAGGUCGCCUCAGCCCCAGAGUUCCGACCUCAAAUCACUGUUCGCAGUCGCCGGAUUCUCUUCGCCGAUGGCUUCCUCCACAACCGCCGGAUCCAUUCACGACCUCACCGUCAAGGACGCCAAAGGAAAUGAUGUUGAUCUUAGCAUUUACAAAGGAAAGGUCCUGCUAAUUGUCAAUGUUGCUUCUCAAUGUGGGCUGACAAACUCAAAUUACACAGAACUGACUCAGUUGUAUGAGAAGUACAAGGACAAAGAUUUUGAGAUUCUAGCUUUUCCAUGCAAUCAAUUUGCGGGGCAAGAACCAGGAAACAACGAGGAGAUUGUUCAGUUUGCAUGCACACGAUUUAAAGCCGAGUAUCCUAUAUUUGACAAGGUCGAUGUGAAUGGUGAAAAAGCUGCACCCAUAUACAAGUUCUUGAAGUCCAGCAAGGGUGGUUUUUUUGGAGAGGGCAUCAAGUGGAACUUCACUAAGUUCUUGGUGGACAAGGAUGGUAAUGUGGUCGAUCGCUAUGCUCCAACCACCUCUCCCCUUAGUAUUGAGAAGGAUAUCAAGAAGUUAUUGGGACUUUCCUAAACUUCAGAUGCACCUUGCUUAUGGUAGGAUUCACGUCUUUCGUGUAUGGAUGUGAGGAUGCUUAUUCUAAUAAUGAAGUAUUGGCAGAACUUUCUUGCUAAAACAUCUGUAAGAAAACAUCAUACUGUGUUUUAUUUGUUUCACAAAGUUGAUAAAUACUCCUGGUAUUGUAGUUUGCAGUAAGUGGAUAUAUCGAUCGAACAUAGAGAUCGCCCUCUAUAAUCUCAUUAAAUGCUCUAUGAUGAUAUUUAGUUUA
Messenger RNA from Zingiber officinale, 913 nucleotides. Its product is annotated as probable phospholipid hydroperoxide glutathione peroxidase. The coding region runs from base 1 to 657 and encodes 218 amino acids. Lineage: Eukaryota; Viridiplantae; Streptophyta; Magnoliopsida; Zingiberales; Zingiberaceae. The record is from RefSeq and is a predicted model, not a curated record. The transcript has 6 exons. Gene Ontology annotation, biological process: response to oxidative stress. Gene Ontology annotation, molecular function: glutathione peroxidase activity.